Eruca vesicaria subsp. sativa (arugula) is the source of this 1836-nucleotide messenger RNA. The record is from the annotation of a GenBank genome assembly. NCBI's taxonomy places the organism in Eukaryota, Viridiplantae, Streptophyta, Magnoliopsida, Brassicales, Brassicaceae.
AUGAAGCCAUACCCAACUUUUCUUCCUAAUUUGAAACCCACCGCUCUUAUUUUGUUCCCUUGUCGUGUUCCAAAGCUUCUUCCCUUGGUGAAAGAUAUGCCAGCUUUCCAGCAAAAGAAAAGAGCUGAGGGAGAUCAACCUUCCAAUUCUUCUUUUGAAGCCUCUCAACGCAUCAAGCUGAACAUGGAUCGUUCAAAUGAAUCAACAAGAGCCAAGCAUGAUCAAUGUCAUUCGGUUACCGUAUCUUCAUUAAAGGAAGAGAUUGAUCAGCUUGAGACAAGAUUAGAAGAUCAGUUUAAGGUUCGUUAUGCAUUAGAGAAGGCGUUAGGUUAUCAAACAGCUUCUUCGUACAUGCUGACUGAAACAAACGACAUUCCCAUGCCUAAGCCAGCUCUUGAUCUCAUCAAAGACAUAGCGGUCCUGGAGAUGGAAGUUAUUCAUUUGGAACAGUAUCUUCUUUCACUAUAUCGAAAAGCCUUUGACCAGAAAAUAUCUUCUGUAUCCCCAAAUUUAGAGGAGAAGAAGAAGCCAAAGUCUCCUCCUGUAACAACCCCUACAAGGCGUCUAGACUUUUCUGAAGAAUCAACAGAUCAUCUGCCUGGUGAUGAUCAAAACCAACCAAGGGAAACCGAAACUCCUGCAGGUGUCAGAGACCAAACGGAGUCCAGUUUUCAACGUAGCCACUCUCAGCGUUCAGAAUUGGAGUGUAAAAAAGCGUCUACAGAAGAUUCUUGGAGUAAAGCCAUACUCUCAUGUCACUCCCAACCGCUGUAUGUGGAGAAUGGAGAAAAAGUAAUCAGUUUAGCUGAACAUCUUGGCACCCGUAUCUCGGAUCAUGUUCCAGAGACACCCAACAAUCUGUCUGAAAGAAUGGUCAAGUGUAUGUCAGAAAUAUACUGCAAGCUUGCAGAGCCACCUUCUGUACUACAUCAACGACUUUCAUCGUCAGACUCGUCUUUAUCAUCGCCUUCUGACCAGUACGAUACAUCGAGUCCUGGAUUGGGACACAGCUCCUCUUUUGAUGUAGGUCUAGAUGAAUCUUUCAGUGUAGAAAGAGAAAAGGGCUUUAGUGAAGCUUACAGCAACAUGGUUGAAGUGAUUUGCAUUUACAGAGACGCCAAAAAGGCCAGUGAGGUCGAAGAUCUUCUGCAAAACUUCAAGUCUCUUAUCAUUAGGUUGGAGGAAGUAGAUCCAAGUAAGUUGAAACAUGAGGAGAAGCUAGCGUUCUGGAUAAAUGUGCACAAUGCACUUGUGAUGCAUGCCUUCUUAGCUUAUGGGAUUCCACAGAGCAAUUCGAAGAGAGUCCAACUGCUACUCAAGGCGGCAUAUAAUGUUGGUGGACACACAUUUAGUGCUGAAGCAAUACAAAGCUCAAUUCUUGGAUGCAAAAUGUCUCAUCCUGGACUGUGGCUUAGACUGCUAUUUGCUUCAAAGAAGUUCAAAGCAGAAGAUGAAAGAUUAGUUUACGCAAUCGAUCAUCCAGAACCUCUCCUACAUUUUGCACUUGCUUCAGGCAGCCACUCCGAUCCCCCGGUUCGUGUAUACACACCAAAGAGAAUCCAGCAAGAACUAGAAACGUCUAAAGAAGACUACAUAAGAAUGAACAUAAGCUUAGGCAAUCAGAAAAUCCAACUGCCAAAGCUGGUGGAGACGUUUGCAAAACACUCCGGUUUAUGUCAGGCUGGUUUGGCGGAAAUGGUUAACCGGAACAUACCGGAAUAUUCAAGAACAUGUUUGAAGAAAUGUCAAUCUGGUAGUAAAUCACGCAUGCCCAUUGAUUGGAUCUCUCACAGCUUUACAUUCAGAUAUCUUAUUCUUAGAGAAGCUGGCAAAUAA